CUUCAAGCCUCAGAAAUCCACCAGAAAUCCACGUUCAACAUGGAUUCGACCUACGCCGUUCUCGGUGCCACUGGCAACUGUGGCAAAGCCCUCAUACAAAUCCUCCUUCAAGACCCCAAGAACGAGAUCCGCGCCUACUGCCGCAACAAAGCGAAACUCAUGCGCACGCUCCCCGAAGAAACGCAAAGCAAGCGCGUCAAGAUCUUCGAGGGUGCCAUUACCGAUGUCGACCUGAUGGUCGAUUGCAUCCGCGACUGCCGAUCCGUCUUCUUCGUGGCUUCCAUGAACGACAACAUGCCCGGCUGCCGCGUCGGGCAAGACUCCGCCAUCUCCGUCAUUUCGGCAUUGAAGAAAAUCAAGGCCGAAGCGAAGACGCCGCCGCCGCCAAUGCCGAAGCUCGUCGUGCUUUCUUCGGCUACCAUCGACCCUUACCUCUCGCGCACUAUGCCGUGGUGGUUCCAUCCUAUCAUGAUCAGAGCUGGAUCUUUCGUCUACGAUGACUUGCGACUCAUGGAAGUCUUCCUGCGAGAUCAGCAAGACUGGAUUUCGACUAUCUUCAUCAAGCCGGGCGGUUUGGCGGUCGACAAGCAGAGGGGCUAUAGGCUGAGUUUGGACGAUCAUGAGUCUUUUAUUGCGUAUCCUGAUUUGGCGGCCGCGAUGAAGGAGGCUGCGGAUGAUCCUACCGGGCGGUACGAUAUGAAGAACCAAGUCUUCAUCAAAAUGUCCACUACCGCUACCACCACCAUCACGGCUGCGUCCCAGGUUCGCCUGUCCAAGGGCAGUGUGGGAAUCGUUCAUGGCGACAAAAUCCCUGAAGAGUCUCUCGAAGCCGCAACCCGCCUUUUGCAGCACAACCACGACAAGAACCAUAUAUUCUGGCGCGACGUCAACGGCCAUAAUCACAUGGCGCACGACUACCUCACCAUUCUCGCUCUGGGUGCAAGCCCGGCCGAACUACAGCAAGCCUACGACGACAACCAACCCAUCCAACGCCCACCGCCGGCAGUCGAUGAAGACGUCAUUGCCGCAAUGGCAGACGACUCGAAGUUUUUGGAGUAUCUGAACAAGGGCGACCAGUACACCAACUUCCUCGUCUUCUUCGAACGCCAGAUUGAGCAGAAGGGCUGGAAGGAAGUCAUCCAGCAGUAUGUCUUCAGUCGAACUCCAGUCGCGGAGGCUGUGCUCUCCGAGCUCUACGAGGGAGCAUAUCACCCGGUCAUUCACUUCGGUCUCGGCGUCGAAUUCGAGCAACCAAGUAUCAUCGCGGAGGGCCUCGCUCAGGCCGCCGCGCACAGCAACGUCGGCAUCGACAAGUUCCUUUUCGACUCCGAGAAAGAAGCUCUCAAUUCUUCCAUCGAUGCGUCAUCCAAGACGCUCGUGGAGCUCCUGAAGGAAGCCGGCGCAAACGAGACAAUCCACUACGCAGCCCGCUGGACCGACAUGGCCAACAAGAUCAACCACGGCGUUUUCGGUCGCGCCAGUCCCGAGGUCACGGCUCUAGCUUCCCAGUUCCGCGUAACUCCGGAGAACCUGGAACGACGCUGCGCCGAGGUCCUCAACUGCGCCGCGUACAUGGCCGGCUGCGCCCAGCGCAAGGGCAAGGGCCGCAAGAUCGACUUCUUCUACAUGCACAACGUCACGAGCUCCAUCUUCUUCACCGUCUUCAUGAAGCAGCCGUGGAUCAAAGUCGAAGACAAGGUCCGGCUCGUUGAAUGGAAGGGCCGACUGGACAUCGUGUGGUAUGCCGCCAGCGGCUGCCCGGAGCUCAACGUGGACGAUGUGGCGGGUUAUGAAGCGACUCAUGCGAAGGAUAUGGGCUGGAAGGAACUCUAUCGUGCCAUCACUGCCAUGCAUGAUGAUGGACAUGUUGCGAAGUUUGUGCGGGCGUUGAAGAACGGAGAGGAAGUGUCGAAGCCGUUCGAGCAUGGAGAGCAUGGGGAUGCGUUCCCGUUGAAGGGCGAUAUGUGGUUGAAGCUGGCCCGCAUGGCUUACGAUACUACGUUGGGCCUCUCUCCGGAGGGGAAAUGGAUUUGGGGCGCUGGAUUCGACCAGCCCUGGGGCGGGAUCCCCAAUGUGCAGUAGGGGAACAUUUUGCUCGAGCGCGCUCACGAUGGAUUCCAGCGAGAAGUAUGAGAGUCGAAAAUUCCUAAUGGGAUUGAUCUAUUCCGCUUCGCUGCUAUCUGGCAUGUGAUCGUGUGUCUGUUGAAUACAUGAAUAGAUGCGCCCCUUGGGUAGCGGAACCACUGGAAUAGGCUCUUCGCAGUAUUUUUGGUCACACAGUUAGAAUACCUGAUCACGUUCCUUUUUCCU
Trematosphaeria pertusa is the source of this 2310-nucleotide messenger RNA. RefSeq lists its product as uncharacterized. Gene Ontology annotation, molecular function: oxidoreductase activity. The transcript is spliced from 2 exons. Bases 40 to 2082 code for a protein of 680 amino acids. The record is from RefSeq and is a predicted model, not a curated record. NCBI's taxonomy places the organism in Eukaryota, Fungi, Ascomycota, Dothideomycetes, Pleosporales, Trematosphaeriaceae.